AUGCUGUUCUUGUCCAUGGUCUUCGAAGUCGCAUCUUCUGUUACUUUUCACUUAAUAAUUCAUUACGACACCACCACCAAGAAGAUCUACCACUACGUCAGCACGGCGGGAUACGUGUUCCUCCUGAUGCUCAGCCGCUUCCUCUUUGGCCUUGGGUUUCACGGCCUCCGGACACCGCAACCGACAACUGAACCACGCUUCCUCCAAGUGUUGCUCUUGUCCGUGGCUGUCCUCCUUGCCAUUCCUGCCUCCGAGCUGGCCGAACGCCUGGCCGACCUGUUCGCCAGCAGAGAGGCCGCCCAGCUAGCCACAACACCUCCUCCAGCCACUCUCCUGUGUCCAGCCUCCUGCCAUCAUCCCGGAUGGGUGGUUGCACAGGUCCAGGAACUGUGCAGCGAGCCCAUCCGCAUGCACGAGCUCGUGGCAGCCCUCGAUGGAUGCAAGCGACGCAGCGCCCCAGGAGCAGACGGCAUCACCUUCCAGAUGCUCCGCAACCUGGAGGAAGGAGGGCGUCAACGUCUCCUGGGGCUCUACAACGACGUCUGGAAUACCGGGGGGCUCCCGGAGUCCUGGCGAACUGCGGUGGUGGCACCCAUCCUGAAGCCCCGGAAGAAGGCCACGGCGCUCUCCUCAUACAGGCCAGUAUCGCUCACCUCAGCAGCGUGCAAGGUGCUGGAGAGGGUGGCACUGGAGAGAAUGCAGUGGAUCGCCGACCAACUGGAUUUCUUCCCGGAGCAACAGACUGGCUUCAGGAGACACCGGUGCACUGCCGACUCCAUUGCAGACGUCGUCGCCACCCUGGAGGAUGCCAAGAGCUGCGGAGACGUGGCAAUGCUGCUGCUGCUGGACGUGGAGAGCGCCUUCGACGGUCUCCCGCACGUUGUCGUCGAGGCGGCCAUGGACCAGCUUGGCAUCAGCGGGUGCCUCCGAGGCUUUGUGUCCGCCUUCCUAUCCGGGAGGACCUUCUGCGUCCGUGUUGGAGGGGUGACCUGCCAGCCUAGGGACAUCCCUACCGGUGUCCCACAAGGUUCUGUGCUAAGUCCUUUUCUCUUCAACAUGGCGCUGGCAGGACUUGCAGCCUCCCUCCCGACAGACACCAGGUUCCCGGCCCGCUGCUCCGUCUAUGCUGAUGACGUAGCACUGUGGGCAAGGGGACCAAGGCGGUCCAUUCCUGCCAUCAGGAGGUCACUGCAGGCAGCCCUGGAUGCAGUGAUCUCCUUCCUCGGAAGCAUCGGCCUCAAAGUCUCUGCCACCAAGACCGAGGCCCUGCUGAUCCAUCCACUCGCUGCGGCACGGGUCUACGUGAAGCCACUGAGGGUCGGCAACCGCAGUCUCCCCUGGAGAAAGGAGGUGAGGUAUCUGGGCCUCACUGUCGACCACCGGCUCACCUGGAUCCCCGCUGCGAAGGCCGCCGCCACCAAGGUCCGACGAGUUCAAGGGGCCAUCGGCAAACUGCAGCAGCGUGGCCGUGGAUGCUCCACGAAGUGGGCGCUGCGGCUCAACCAGGCCGCGGCGUCCUCCGUGCUGCUGUAUGCCCUGCCGCUGGUGAACCUGACGCCAGCCAGGAGAUGCCUGCUGGAGGGACUGCACAGAGGAGCCGUGAGGACCAUCCUAGGGCUCCCCAGGUGCUCCCCUGUUGCAGCGACGCUUGCGGAGGCGAGAGAGUGGCCCCUGACGCUACGCAUGCUCCAGCGAGCGUUGGGGCACAUCGACCGCCUCCACCGUGCCGCGGACGGUGCAGCCCUUCUGAAACGCUUGCGCAGCCUGCCAGGAUCCAGGAUGGGAGGCCUCCUCCCAUUGUACCACCAGAUGGUACCGGAUCCACCAGCCCCUGUUGCCUCUCCGCCGCCACACCACCGGCCCCCUGAGGUGCACCUCCACCUGGCCGGGGCAACGAAGCGACGAACUCCUGCAGCAGCACUGCAGCAGGCAGCCUCCUGCAAGCUCCAGGAGCAACUAGAGGGUCGGCUGCAGGUUUUCACGGAUGGAUCCGUGAUGCCAGAUGGGACUGCAGCGUUCAGCGGCGCAGAGCUGGCCGGACUGCACCUGGCAGCUGACCUACUGGCAGAGGACAUCCCAUCAGAGCCUGUCACCGUCCUCUGUGACAGCAAGGCAGCACUACAGAUCCUGGCCAACCAUCGAGACACCGGACUGACCGGAAGCCUCGUGGCGGCCAAGUACCGUGCCCUUGCUGCAUCUGGUGCGUCUGUCUCCUUCCACUGGCUGCCCUCCCAUGUGGGCAUAGCUGGUAACGAGGAGGCAGACGCGCUUGCCAAGGCAGCACACCAGCCUGGCACCACGAUCACCCGGGCCGUCGCGGCUAGGGACUACACGCAGGCCCGUCUCAACAAGCUCCUGGUCACGGUCCACCCAGACUCAAGGGUGGCCAGUGGACGAGGGCCAAAGCUGCUACCAGAGACGGGCCUCACCAGGAGAGAUCGGUCUGCCCUGCUGCGCCUGCGGACCGGCUGUGUGUGGACCGCUGCCCGCCGACAUGCGAAGGGUCUCUGCGCCUCCCCAGCCUGCAGCCGCUGCGGCGAUCCUAAGACCCUCGAGCACCUCCUCUGUGCCUGUCCUGGCUUGGCAUAG
Rhipicephalus sanguineus (brown dog tick) is the source of this 2589-nucleotide messenger RNA. RefSeq lists its product as uncharacterized. Bases 1 to 2589 code for a protein of 862 amino acids. The record is from RefSeq and is a predicted model, not a curated record. Gene Ontology annotation, molecular function: RNA-DNA hybrid ribonuclease activity; nucleic acid binding. Lineage: Eukaryota; Metazoa; Arthropoda; Arachnida; Ixodida; Ixodidae. The transcript is spliced from 3 exons.